UAGUUGCUGGGAAGACCCAAAACUAGCAAAUCUGACACUGGCAAAUAGGAGCAGUCACACUGCUGAGGAAGGAGCCUGGAACCAAAGGGAGUGGGCGGGGCUCUGAGCCCAGAGAAAACGAAGGGGGCGCCCGAGAGCACUUCAGAUCCAGAAAGACUGCCAUGGCCUGGGAGUUUGGUGAGGCCGGGGGCUUCAUGCUCCGGGAAUUCCAGCCUGGGGAUGCGGACGAGGUGCGGGAAUUGUUCACUGAGGGCAUGAGCGAGUAUGGACCAGCUCUUUGUGUCCACGUGCUGCAGCAGCCUUGGGUGAUGCUCACCCUGACAGGAGCCUUCCUGCUGCUAGUGGCCAGCUCGCACUCCCUGCUGCUGCCUGUGCUCCUCCUUGCUCUGAUGCUGGCGGCCAGCCACCUGGUCCUGGGCCAAGUCUGGGCUCUUUACAUCCGGCGUUGCCUCUCCCAGGACCUAAUGGAUAUCGGAGAGGCCUACUCUCCGCAGCGCGGCGCCCGCUUCUGGGUGGCUGAGGCUCGGGGCCAGAUAGUGGGGAUGGUAGGCGCGCGGCCCGCGGAGGGUCAAGGCGCUUCUGGUGUGCUGGUGCUGAAACGAAUGGUUGUGCGCCAAGACUACCGAGGCCGGGGCGUGGGCAAAGCCCUGGGACGGGCGGUGCUGGCCUUUGCUUGCGAACAGGGCUCCCGCGCGGUGAUGCUAGUUACGCACCGGCUGCAGAGAGAAGCCCGGAACCUUUACCUCAGCCUUGGCUUCCGUCCAGAGGCACCACAGCCGCUUCCUACCUUUUAUGGACGCCUGGCAGACUUUACACUCACCCGUUACCGCUAUGACCUUGCCCCUGGGGACUAAGACUCUAUCACCCGGAGACGACCUUGAGCAAGAAGAUUGUGUCUCCUAGGAAAGGAGAGAGAGCAGAGCUGGAACCCCUUCCUCUUUCUCUCAGGGAGGAAUCCACAUCAAAGCGUCAAUUAAUUUCGGAUUAACUGGCUUUGGGGUUUGAGGGGGAAGAGUGUGUGGGGUGUGUGUGUGUGUGUGUGUGUGUGUGUGUGUGUGUCCUGAAAAAGUCAUUUCAACUCCCUCGGGCAAAGUUUCUUGCUAUGGGAUUGUACUUUGUGAUUUCUAAACCUUCUAAAAGCAGCUAAAUAGUGAAUCUACACUAAAGACUGUGGAGCUGUAUAUUAUAUUGCAGGAUAUUUGGUGCCUCGCGUCGUAUUUGUUAAAUGUUCAAAUUAUUUUUCUGGGUUUGAGUUGGGGGUACAAAUACACUUGGAAAGAAAAAGGAUGUCCAAAAUAUUUUUUUAAACAAUUACUUAUUGCUUUCUUCCUUGAAUUUUCUGAACCAAUUUAGGAAUUCAUUAGCAAUUCUCCUUCCUCUCCCCUCCCAUUGUGAGACUAGAACUUAAUGUUAAAAAACCAACAUUUCUGUUAAGGAGCUUAAACAUAUCUUGAGCAAAAGAAAUACCUGAAAUUGUACUUGUAUUGUUGAUGAGCUCCCUGCCCCCAGGCCAUCCUCCACCCCAUCUCACUGGACUGCAAUUACGUGGCAUGUUUGAGUGGUAGCAAAAAAGAAGCUUUCAUAUCCAAAAAUGAGCCUCUUACAUGCCUGAAAUUCUUUCAUUGUCUUUAUGAAGACUAUUUGAAAUUCCUUUCUUUAUAAUUUCAUUUAGAGUUAAUAAAAGCCUUCUUAAAAUUAAUUUUGAAAGACUGGGCUUAUUAGCUAUUCUUUAUUGUUAUUAUUAGCUAUAUCUUCCUAUGAAUUAUUUGUGAAAUUUAAAUCAUCUCUAAAAUACCUGUCUAUGCUCCAGAGUAACAACCAUUAAUAAUAUAUGACACCUGUCUUCAUACAGGCAACAAUUUUAAUAUGUAAUUGCAAUGGGAGAAAGGAAAUACACAAAAUAGAGUAAAACAAAUUAAACACUAAUUCAAGAGAUCAUUCUCUAAGAGUUUAGAGGAAGUUGGAGAAAAAAUUAUUAUCAGCUGUGGUACAGGAAAGAUUUCAUGGAGGACAAGAACAUAAAAUUGAAUUGUUUCUUGAAAAGAAAAGAACUUCUGAGUGAAUGAGAAUAUGGAAGGAAGGAGGAGAGGAGUCAUUUUGAAAGGGUUAGAAGCUUUAGGGAUGAAUAGGCCUAGGUGAGGUUCAGAAUGAGGUAUUUUAAAUGUUUAAUAGACAAUGAGUGGUAAGGUGGUAGGAGAGAAGAUAUGCCAAGAAUAGAGCACAAAAAAGAAGUGGAAAAUGCCAAAACAUAUUUUUUUCCUUCAAAAAUCUCCAAAAUUUUCUAACUUUUUAACAGGGGGUUUAAAAAACAAAUGUGUACCAAACCCACAGAAAGGCUAAGGACUUUGUGACUCUCAGAAGAGUUUCAUUUCAGAUUUGUGUUUGAUUUUCUGUUGUAGCAUUUACCGCACAAAAUAAUGAAUUUGUCUGCUAAUGAUGUUAAGAUCUGCUUUGUCAUUGUAAACCUAUAUACUAGAGUGAUCUACAAACAGAAUGCCAGGUUUUCUACAUAUGUAAAUCAGUGAGAUGUAAUUAAUUUUGUCCUAGAGGUUAAAAUAUCUAGAUGUUUUUAAUUGUUUCUCUUGCAAGUUGAUCUAUUAUUAUAAUAAGUGGACUACUAAGUUUAGGACACUGGCGAGCAUUCAAAAUUUAUUUUUUUUGAAAGAUUCCUGGUCAAUUUUGGCAAAUAAACAGUAUAAAACUCAGUAACAUGAACAAGUUCAUCUUAUCAGAAGAAUCAAAUGAACAUGCAUUCUGACAUCAAUUAAACAGAAACAUUGCUAUUUAGAAAAUGUUGCUAAAAGUAGUUAAGAUUAUGAAUGUUUUACAAAAAUCUCAGAACUAAAAAAUAACCUAUGUAAAAUAGGAAUUUGAAACUCAUCGUUCUAACACUGGGAUAUAUUUAUUUGUUUUUUCUGAUAAUUGCCUAUAUAAAAAUAUUACCAAAAUAAGCAAUUAUGGACAAAAUGGAUUUGAAAGCCUAAAUCCAAAUGAUUGUAAUUCAAUAGUCACACUAUACUAAAAAUAUUUGUGUAUAGGUUUUUACAUUGUAAAAGAAAUAAAGUUGAACAGAAAUGAAAAAUUUGCUAAACCCAAAAUUUCCUUCACACAACAGCAAAAAAAAGUGGAUCCUUGUUCACAAUCUAGAUGAAGAUCAAAGUACUUUUCUUUUUUGUGAAUUGGACUGUUUGGGCAUGCGAUUGUGGCUGUGUCAUUGCCAGUAUUAUCCUUUGUGAGUCUGCAUAAUUGGUAUGACCAUAGUAAUACUUCUGGGAUAUAAUGACCAACCAGUUGACUGUUUGUAACAAUACUAUAUGUGUGAUCGUGUAUAUAUUUAUCUAUAUGCUUAUUGAUUUUUUCUUAUAUCAGGAAAUAAGUAUGUUUUUAAUAAUAAUUUAAAAAAUCAAUGAUCAAAUUUACAUUGCUGUAGUUUUAUCUUUGUGUCAAAAGGCAGAGUGCUUUGUUAGGAAAAAAAACAACAACAUGCUGAUGUAGAGAAGUGCAAUCCCCAAUGCUCCAAAGUAUGGCCAGAACCAAAUUAUAAUAUAAUUGGGAAAUAUUUUACCAAAAUCAAUAAAAUAUAAUAAAACACAAAAAAUGUUAAUAUGCGGUUUUCUCACUUUAAGUGAACAGCAGGUAUGUUGUAUUUCUAUUUGAAUUUGACACCACUGAAGAAGAGCUUGACUACACUUGUAGUGAUGUAAGAGCAAGUUAUUUAAAUCUGCUCUCUGAGUUUCAGUUUCUUCUCUGUAUGAGUAUGACAGUAUCUGAGCUAGCAAUUUCAUAGAUUGGUUAUGAGGACACUAUUUUGUAAAAUUUAAAGCCCUCUGUCUUAGUGAUCUAAUAUUACCCUUUUGAAAAUUUUCAAACAACUUUUUAAAUAUCUUCAAGUUUUGUGAUUCUGAGAAUUUCUUUUAAUUGCAAUAAAAUAAAGUAGAAUUUAAAUUGGCCAUGCAAUAUCUAAAUAAAUGAACAAUAGACUGAAAUUCAUUUUAAAUGCAAGACUAAUCCAGUAUUAAAGCUGGUUAAGCUGUCACUAGAGAUAAUAUAAAUUGUCUUCAUUAAGAAAACUAGAAUUUCAGUGGUUAGCUUUGAAAUCACCUCUGUCUUUUAACUUCUGAAGGACUUAAAGAUUUGAUGUUCUAAGAUGUACCUGGCCCUGUUCAAUGACUUAAUAUAUUCAAUGUUCAUAUGUUCAAUAAGCAAUGUUCAGUGCUUAAAAGACAUUUGUUUUAUUAUCAGUUUUCCUAGCAGCAGCUUGACUAUAAAUUGUCCAGUACUAAGAAGACCAAAGAAAUUUUUUGCCUUAUUCUAUAGUUCCUUUUGCAUAACAGUAACUAUUUAAUUUGGAAUUUAGAUUUAUCCUCUUACAGAUAGAAUUCUCUCUGAUACUACACUGAGAGGAAUCCUAGUAGUAAGUAGAGAACCAGCCUCAGCUUUAAGUUCUGCCUUUGUUGCAUACUGACUUUGCGACUUCUGGAAGUCUCUUGUUGGUCCUAGGCUACUCUCUUAAGACCCUAAAUAGCAGAGAUGAUGGAUAUUUUCACUGGAAAGAAAUUUUCUAAUUAAAACUUUCCAAUGCCAAUAAAACCAAUGGUCCAUUACUAAUAAAAAUAUGGCCUACUAUAUAUAAAAUAACUGAGGAUUAUGGAUGAACUCUAAUAAAUAUAUAUUUUCCUAUUUGUUAUUUUAAGAAAAUAAAUUACCGAGUAAAUUUGUUACCUAGGAACUGGAAGGAAGAGUCUAAAUAUGCUCUAAAACUUUUCAUGAGUGUCUUAGAACAGUUUAAGACUAUAAGAUUACCUAAAUCAACCAGAUUAAAAAAAUAGAAUAUCAGAAUUUUAUGACAUAUGGGACAGGAAAGAGUGGAGAUAGAAAUAAGAUAGAAGAAAGACUGCUAUUUUCCCUAAUUAAAGUAAUAACUAAACAGAAAAGACUUAACAGUUCUUUGAUGGCAAAUAUAUGAAGUUUUAGGAAUCAGAAAAUGGAAUGAUAAAAGAGGAACAGGAAGAUUCUGGAUUAAGGCUCUGUUUAAAUUUAAAGCUAGCAAAUUGUCUUCAAUCUAUAUUAAUCAGUCAAGAAGAAUUUAUUAAGAACUUAACUAUGUGUUAAAUAUUGGGGUUAGUGAUGGAGAAACAAAGAAAAGCAAAAGACAGUCCCUGCUCUUAAGGAGCUCAGUCCAAUAGAGUUUGUUCACUGAAAUGAGUCAGUACAAGUAUAGUAUGGCUUGGACUUCAUAUAGGAUUCCCUUUGGUUUCCAGUUUUCCAACUCUUUUCUGGGUGUUCUGUUAUAAUAAGAAUCACACUGUAUGGAGGAAAGAGUGCUGAACUUGUAGUAGAAAGGCCUGUAUCCAAAUUCUGCCAUUUAUUAGAUGAAUGAUUGUGACAAAACUUCUUUAAUUAAUAUUAGAUAUUAUGUAAAUGUUUGAGAAAUAUAGUUAAUGAAACAAAAUAAAAAAUAAUUAAACAUCUUA
Molecule: messenger RNA, 5474 nt
Organism: Monodelphis domestica (gray short-tailed opossum)
Lineage: Eukaryota; Metazoa; Chordata; Mammalia; Didelphimorphia; Didelphidae
Product: N-acetyltransferase 8-like
Molecular function (GO): N-acetyltransferase activity
Source: RefSeq, a predicted model, not a curated record